UCGAACUCCAUAACUUCAGUCUUUCCUGAGAAUUCAUACUGUUAACAUCGUUCGGCAAUCCAAAAUUCCAAGCGGCUUUUUAAUUUGGUCCCGAAUAUAUCCCAAAAAUUAUUCUACCCGUUCGGUUUUUGGUUUCCAAAAAUAAAAUAAAAAACAAAUUUCUGAAAUUUUCUAGUUUUGGUCAAGCUCGAAAUUAGAGGCGCGAAGAUGUCGAACGGCGGGUACUCCUUCUGGAACGGCCAACCCGUGAACGCUCCCGUAUACCCGCAGAUGGGGGAUCUGAUGCAGCCGACCGGCCAGUCAGCCGGCGGUUCCGGGGGCGGAGCUUCUGCCGGCUAUGGUGGACAAAUGCCUGGACCAAUGGCAUACAGCUCUGGCGGAGCAGCGCCUUCGCCCCAAGGACACUCGCAGCAGCGCGGCAUGGGCAUGUCGGCCGGAAUGGCCGGUGGUAUGGGCAUGCAAAUGCCCAUGCCCAAUUCUCAGAUGGGAAUGGGCGACUACGGCCAUGGGAGCAUGCCCAUGAGCGGCACGGUCAGCUCCCCGCUCACCUGCAAUCUGCCCCAGAGCUUCUUCGGGCAGGGCACCCAAGGACCCUACGAGCCCUGCAUCGACAACGGCGAGGCCUUCUGCGCCUACAACGGCAUGGACAUGAGCAUGAACUAUGGCGGCGGUGGUGCCGGCGGAUCCAUGUCUGGUGGCAAGGGUUUCUGGUAGAUGUUACUGGCCAGAGAGACGAGCACCAUCCGCAUCCCAAAACGUAUCACUCUUUGUAGUGUCUUAAGGAUCCCAGAUAUCCAGAAAACAUCCAGAAGCCCACUAUCCUAUCCGCCAGUGCCCCAAGAGUGUCAGUUGGCCGUUCAAAUAAAAUUAUUGUUCACUUAAGCUAAAUAUAUGGGUUAAAAAACUUAAA
Messenger RNA from Drosophila bipectinata, 910 nucleotides. RefSeq names its product ESX-1 secretion-associated protein EspB. NCBI's taxonomy places the organism in Eukaryota, Metazoa, Arthropoda, Insecta, Diptera, Drosophilidae. The record is from RefSeq and is a predicted model, not a curated record.